Molecule: messenger RNA, 1518 nt
Organism: Aspergillus caelatus
Lineage: Eukaryota; Fungi; Ascomycota; Eurotiomycetes; Eurotiales; Aspergillaceae
Product: glycoside hydrolase family 88 protein
Exons: 2
Coding region: 1-1518 (505 amino acids)
Biological process (GO): polysaccharide catabolic process
Molecular function (GO): chondroitin hydrolase activity
Source: RefSeq, a predicted model, not a curated record
AUGCACGAAAACAACUCAUUAUCAGCGAAACGAGUGCUAGAGUCGUGGCAAAAUGGGACAGACUCACCCAAAAAGCCCAAAACCGACGAAGUACAUUCCGAAGCCACAGCCUCCCCGUUAGUCAAAGCACUAUAUUCCGAAUCCGCAACAGCAAAACUCUGGAACGUGGCGAUUAAGGCGUUAGACAAUGCAAACCCACCAACCCUCUACCCAGAGUACACCGGCGCAGACGGUGUGACCUACGUCUACCGCACUCUCGAUUUCUGGACAUCAGGAUUCUUCCCUGGCUCGCUGUAUCUCCUCCUUGAACGGCAGACUCUCUAUCCAGCUUUCUAUGACAUCCCAUGGCGACUCAGUAGAAAGGGCUCACUACCCCAUAAGCUUCAGCUUCAGUACCUCUGCCAAUGGUGGACAGCCAAUCUACACGCCAACGCCGCGAAGCGAGAUACCCACGAUCUGGGAUUCAUGAUCGCGCCAUGGGCAAUGAAAGCCUGGUCUCUGAACCGCGAUCCGCAGGCCUACAACAGUUUAGCCCUAGCCGCGCACUCUCUGGCUAGUCGGUUCGACGAGCGCGUUCAGUCGUUGCGGAGCUGGGACGUUUGUCAUACUAAACGAUAUUCAUUCACGGACCCCGAGAAGGAUUUCCUGGUUAUUAUCGAUAACAUGUUGAAUCUUGACUUGUUAUUCUGGGCUGCGAAGGAGACGGGAAAUGCAAAUUUUUACGAUAUCGCAGUUGCGCAUGCGCGGACCACAGCUAAGCACCAUAUAAGAUCGGAUAAUGGAACAGUCCAUGUUGUUAAUUAUGAUACGAAGACUGGGUUACCCAAAUCGAAGUUCACGCAUCAGGGAUAUAGCGAUGAGAGCUGUUGGGCUCGCGGCCAGGCUUGGGGGAUCUUGGGGUUCAUGCAGACUUUCGAGUGGACUAGGGAGAUGGAAUUUCUCACUACGGCACGAAGCUUGGCUGAUUUUUUUAUCCGUCGGUUACCCGAUGACGCAGUGCCAUAUUGGGAUUUUGAUGCUCCUGUGGACUCGUCCUGUCCGAGAGAUACUUCUGCAGGUAUGGUGGCGGGUUGUGGGCUGUUAUUGAUUUAUAAGACGUUGAGGGGCGUGGAUGAGGAUGCUGCUGAAUUUUAUUUGAAGUCUGCGCUGAGGAUUUUAAAGGGUACGGUUGACGGGUUCAUGACUCCUGGCGACCUGAGGUUCGAGGUUGAGGCGUCUGAUACUGUGGUACCCACGUAUCCUGCCGAUCUACCUGAGCACGAAAAGAAGCAGUCGGGGGCGCUUCGGGUUAUGGAUUCUCGACCGGCGCAAAAUGGGAAUGGUACUUGCAAGAAGACACCGGAAACCAUCCUCGAUGGUGCGACGAUAAAUAACUAUGAGUUUGCUACUCGUCGCUGGGCGAACCAUGGUCUUGUCUAUGCCGAUUAUUAUUUCAUGUUGAUGGGAAACAUGCUCUUAGAGCUGGGACUAGUCAGUGUGGCAAGGUUUGUUAUCCAUCGGGAGCAUUUAUUACAAUAG